Messenger RNA from Leptopilina heterotoma, 3170 nucleotides. RefSeq names its product proliferation-associated protein 2G4. NCBI's taxonomy places the organism in Eukaryota, Metazoa, Arthropoda, Insecta, Hymenoptera, Figitidae. The record is from RefSeq and is a predicted model, not a curated record. The transcript has 7 exons. The coding region runs from base 73 to 1284 and encodes 403 amino acids.
CGUGAUCAUUGUACACAGUCUUCAACACCAACUUACACCACGGAGGUAGUAGUGAAGUGUUGCUGAAAAGAAAUGGCGGACAAGGACGAUAAUGAGAAGACCAUCGCCGAAGACUUGGUUGUUACCAAGUAUAAAAUGGCCGGCGAACUUGUAAACCGAGUUUUAAAGCAAGUUUUGGAAAAAUGUGUGAUUGGCGCUUCGGUGAGGGAAGUUUGUGAGUAUGGCGACACAUUACUCUUGGACGAAACGAGUAAAGUAUUUAAAAAGGAAAAGGAUUUGAAGAAAGGAAUUGCUUUUCCAACGUGUAUAUCGGUAAAUAACUGUAUAUGCCACUUUUCUCCAAUUGCCAGCGAACCGGAUCUUAUUCUCAAAGAUGAGGAUAUGGUCAAAGUUGAUCUCGGAGCACACAUUGAUGGUUUUAUCGCGGUAGUUGCACAUACGUUCGUUAUUGGUUCAUCGGCUGAAAAGAAAGUCACUGGACGAAAAGCUGACGUCAUUUUGGCUGCACAUUAUGCCUCUCAAGCUGCAUUGAGACUUCUCAAGCCAGGCACUGAGACUUACACGAUAACGGGAACGGUGGAGAAAAUUUGCGAGGCUUACAAAUGUAAGCCCAUUGAAGGAAUGUUGAGCCACCAAUUGAAGCAAUUUAAAAUUGACGGAGAGAAAACAAUUAUUCAAAAUCCAAAUGACGCGCAAAAGAAGGAACACGAAAAAUACACUCUCGAAACGCACGAGGUAUAUGCCAUGGACGUUUUGGUGAGUACAGGCGACGGCGUUGGACGAGAACAAGAUACACGUGUGACAAUUUACAAGAAAACGGAGGAAACGUAUCAAUUAAAAUUGAAAGCGUCUCGCAUGUUUUACUCCGAAGUGACUCAUAAACAUGGUCUCAUGCCUUUUAAUCUUCGCACUUUCGAGGACGAGAAGAAGGCAAAAAUGGCGGUUGUCGAGUGUGUCAAUCACAGACUCAUCGAACCGUUCCAGGUUUUGUACGAGAAACCAAGCGAAUUUGCAGCGCAGUUUAAAUUUACAGUACUUUUAAUGCCGAAUGGACCCCAUAAAAUUACUGGAUCUCCAAUUGAUCUCGAUUGUUAUCAGUCGGAGUGCGUUGUCGAGGAUCCGGAAUUAAAGUCGUUGUUGCAAUCAUCGGCAAACCCGAAAUCAGCAAAGAAGAAGAAAAAGAAGGCUGAGAAGGCAGUGGGAGAGAGCAGGGAAGCUGUAAUCAAUCCUCCUGCGAUUGAAAAUAAUGCAAUGGAGUCAAUGGAAGUUGACGCUAAGGCCUAACACAAUAUUUGAUUAGCUAAAGCAAUGCAGAAAUAAGAGAGUGAUGCAGGAUGCCUUCGCGGAAGUUCGCGCACCUUCUUCGUCCCUCCUCCUUCACAAAAAAAGCGCAAGUCACUUUGGAUUCAAAAAAACGAAACAAAAAAAAGAAAGAAAAGGAAAAAAGUGACUUCCCUUUUGUAAGAAAGUUAUAUUCCGUCGAAUCUGCGAAUAUUCCGAUCAUCUCUGCAAUUGAAAAAAGAAAAAAAAACCACUUGUGUCUGGUAUUGUGUGUACUUGUGUUCGCAGAAGUAUUGAGUCUUUCUCUCUACUCGAUUUAAUCAAAUCGUUUUUUCUAUGCAUCACUUUUUUUUGCUUAAAACGUAAGUCCUUUUCACUUUUUUUACACACUUGAAUAAUAUUUUCCAAUUAUUCUCCCCCUUCUCUUUCUCUCUUUCUCUCUAUUUCUUUUUUUUUUAAAUGAUGAAACAAAAAUUUCCACUGCCAAGCGUAAUCAAUUUUGACGGGAAAAGUACAAUCGAUGAUUAAAAUUUAAAAAAAUACAUAUCCUUCUUGCACUUUGUGCUUUUUGUGAAGGGUAUAUAAUUAUUAAUAUCAGCCUUCCGCUUCGGUACGUUAAAUACUUGAUAAUUCACUCGUUUUUAAGAGUUAAAAAAAUUGUUUUCGUUUCAUCUUUAGAAGUUUACCCUUCGAAACCUAUUUCAUUACAAUUCUUAUCAUUCAAAAUUUUCUUUCUUCAGAUUCGAUGAAAAUCUCUCAUUUCUUAGUGCGAAAUUAUUAUUUGCAUAAUAUAAACUUUCUUUUUUUUUAAAAGAAAAACGAAAAUUUUCAAUUUUUGAAAAAUAAAUUUCGUCUUGCAUGAUAAAUAGAUUUUCGAAGGGUUUUUUCGAGGAAACGGAAGUAAAGCUAUUUUUUUCAUCUUUUUCUAUAUUUGAGAAAAAAUGGAGAAAAAAAUCGCUCAACUUACUUACUUUCUUUCUUUAGGUAAAUCGUUGAAUGAUUUUUCAAGAAUUUUUGGUAUAGACAUUUGCAUAUACGAAAAAAAAAUAUAAAAAGAAAAAAAAAGAAAAUAAGUCAUCUUUGCCUCCAUUCGUAAUUAUGGAGCUGAGUCAAACAAAAAGCAAAAAAAAAAAAAAAAAAAAAAUUAUCGAAUGUUACUAAACAUUCACUAGGCAUAAUUAACUUUUAAUUUUCAUUUUGUGAAGAUUUUUUUUUUAAUUCCUAUUGGAAAUACUUUUGCUGGACAGAUUUAUUAUACAAAAGUAGCGAAGAAAAUUCGCUAAAAGAAUGUAAAGAAAUUUACGGAUAUUGUAAAUUCUAUUUCGAUAAUAUUCGAAAUUAUAUUAUCUUCGAUUUUGACAAUAAUUAUCAAAUUUGAAUCAAUGCAAUAAUUUUGAAAAUUCUCGAUAACUUUGAGAAGUACUCGAGACUAAAAGAAUUGUUACAAACUAGAAAAUUUCUAGUUAAAAUAUUUGAAAAUAUCUGAGAUAUUUUUUCUUUCUAUUUGUUUUAGUGUAAAAAGAAUACUACACUUUUCGAAUAUAUAUGAUAAAAUUAGUAACAAGAAAAUUGACUUUUAAAGAAAAAUUUGUCACAUACAAAAAUACACGAGAAGAGAAAAAUUGUAAACUUGAAAAUUGUCUUGUCCUUUUUGAAAAAAAAUUUUUAAAGGACGUUUUACUGCGUAACACUUGACACGCUGUCCAGUACACUUAGGAAUAUGAAAGCAAAAAGAAAAGAAAAAUUUUAUAUAAAAAUUCGUUUAAAUCAAUUAAUAUACAGUAAAACGUGCAUUUUAUUAAUGUAUCACUCAUCGACAAAUGCGUUUGCUACGGUCCAUGAUCUCUGAUUGGAGCGAGGAUGAAAAAAUACAGAAAUAUAGAACAAUA